This is a messenger RNA of Pyrus x bretschneideri (Chinese white pear), 1544 nucleotides long. RefSeq names its product disease resistance protein RPV1. The coding region runs from base 33 to 1130 and encodes 365 amino acids. Gene Ontology annotation, biological process: defense response. The transcript is spliced from 3 exons. Gene Ontology annotation, molecular function: protein binding. The record is from RefSeq and is a predicted model, not a curated record. Lineage: Eukaryota; Viridiplantae; Streptophyta; Magnoliopsida; Rosales; Rosaceae.
GAACGGAAGACAUUGAAGGACUCGCUUUAGAUAUGCAAGAGUCUGAUGAGUGUAGCUUCAGUACAGAAGCAUUUAGAAAGAUGCAGAGUCUGAGAUUGCUCAAACUCAAUAACAUAAAGCUCACUGGAAGUUACGACAAUCUUUCCAAAGAGUUAAGAUGGUUGUGUUGGCAUGGAUUUCCUCUGAAGGUCAUACCUAAAGAUUUCGAUCAAUCAAACCUAGUUGCUAUUGACCUGAGCUAUAGCAAACUCAUACGAGUUUGGGUGGAUACUGAUGUGCUGCUCAAGAAUCUGAAAAUCAUCAAUCUCAGUCAUUCCCAUUGCCUAACAGAAUCACCAGAUCUUUCCAAAGUCCCAAAUCUUGAAAAACUGAUAUUGGUAAACUGUGUAAGAUUGUUUAAGAUUCACCCAUCAAUUGGGCAUCUUGAAAGACUUUCGUUGGUAAAUCUUGAAGACUGCAAAACGCUUCAGUAUUUUCCAGGGGAUUUCUGUAAGUCAAAAUCAGUUGAGACUCUUAUUCUUAAAGGCUGUACAGGAUUUAUAAAACUGAAGGACGAGUAUUUUCCAGGGGAGAUGGUAUCAUCGACAACACUUCAAGCAAGCCAUACAAUGACGAGGAAAUUACCAUCCUCAAUAGCAGGAUUGAAGAACCUGAGAUCUGUGCUCCUUUAUUUGAAUGGCUUAAAUUCUUUGACACUUUUAGGUCUUGGAAACUGCGGUUUAACUGAUGAUGCAAUCCCUAAGGAUCUUGGAAGUCUACUUUCCUUAGAAAUAUUGGAGCUAGAUGGCAAUUUGUUUUAUAGCCUACCUAGCCUCAGUGGACUCUCCAAGCUUAAAAUGUUAGAUUUGAGUUAUUGCAAAAAUCUUGUUGAAAUCCCAGAUUUACCAAGUAGUUCGGAAAUCUUGAGAGCCAAUCAGUGCAUUGCACUCGCAAAACUGCCAAAUUUUUCAGAAAUGUCAAGUAUGGUAGAACUGCAUAUAAAUCACUCCCCCAAACUCACUGAGAUUCCAGGCUUGCAUAAGUCGUUAAACACUAUGAGAAGGAUUCAUAUGGAAGGCUGCACCAAUCUCACUGCUGAUUUUAGGAAGAACAUGCUACAGUUACAGAGGCUCAUGGGAGAGGAAGAGUGAUGAAAACAAGAGUUAAUCUAUUCUGGGAUGAUGGUGAUGGCGGUGAUGCAUACUCUGGCAAUGACGAGAUUGGUGCCGUACCAAGCAAUACUUCAUCUGACGAGGUUUGUACUUCCGAAAUUAUUAGAGUUAUAUCGUAUAUUUGCCAAAUUUUGGCAUCUAAGUCUAGGUUUUAGUUAUUUUUAUAUUUUGUCCUAUUUUUGUUUUUGGUUUUCUAUAUAAUUGAACUUCUUUAAAUUAAUAGCCUCGAGACCCAGGAAGACUAUUAUUUAGUAAAAUAUUAAAUAUUCGAUAAAUUAAAAUUUUAUUAAUUUAUCAACGUAUUUUUUAUUUUAUUAAAUAAUAUAAAUUGUAUUUAGUUUCAUAUCUCAAAGAUGUAAAGAAAUCAACAAUCAACCAUAGUUGUAUACUCUU